Vicia faba (fava bean) is the source of this 519-nucleotide messenger RNA. The record is from the annotation of a GenBank genome assembly. NCBI's taxonomy places the organism in Eukaryota, Viridiplantae, Streptophyta, Magnoliopsida, Fabales, Fabaceae.
AUGAAUUGCAGCAUGAAGUCAAAAUAUGGAACUUUGAUGCCCCUUCAGCGCCAAUUAGACGAAGCUGAAAAGAAUCUAGUUGAUUUCCAAAACUCUGGAGAAAAGUUAGUUUUGCUGGAACAUGUUCUUCAUAAGAGGCUGAUUGGUCAGGAUAUUUUGUUGCAAUUGUUGGAUGAUGGACGGAUUACUGAUUCUCAAGGAAGGACUAUUAGCUUCACAAAUUGUGUUGUGAUUAUGACUUCAAACAUACCGGUUAAGUUUAAAAGGCUUAGUUGUGUAUCUAAAGAACAAACAUCUUGGAGUUGUCUCAGGGCUUUUCUGCUAUGUUAUAGCAACCUGGCUGCCACACACAUGUCUCUUGGUAGGAUGAGAGAUGAAAUAAAACAUUGUAGGCUGGCUGCUGAAAUAGAUCAAAACUUCCUCAAGCUGCAACUUAGAGCUGCAAAUUGUUAUCUUACUUUGGGAGAAGUUGAAGGUGCAUCACUAUAUUUCAAACGCUGCUUGCAAGCCAAGAACUGA